AUGGAUAUCAUUCGCUUCACUGGACAAAGCUCUUUAGUUGAGAUAGAAAAUCAACCGCCAAUUAGCAAGCCAAAGUUGAAACAUCCAAAAGAAUUAUUUGCUCGGUAUACAGUCGAACAGAUAAGUAAUUGGAAAAGUAUUGAUCUUUAUUACAUUAUGGGUAUAGAUCCCAAUGAAGCCCAAACAUUCACUGAGAGUCAGUUUAAAGAUGCUUACAAAAAGCAAGCUAAACUGUUUCAUCCGGAUAGAUUAGCUGCUUGUGGUUUACAAGAUGGAGGUGCUUCGUUUAUUGCUCUAAGUAAAGCACAUCAGACUCUAAGUAGUCCGACAAGGAAGAGACAGUAUGACCAUGCUGUUUUUGAUGAGAGUUUACCGGAUGAUCGUGAGUAUACUCCAGUUGAGUUCUUUAGAGUUUUUGGUGAAGUCUUUGUGCGUAAUUCUGUACUGAGUGGCAAACCUUAUACUGUUUCUUUAGGAAAUUUAGAUACGAUAGAUAGUGAUGUGGUUAGUUUUUAUAAGUUUUGGCAAGCUUUUGAAUCGAUUAGAUCUUUUGAAUUCUUAUGUGAGAGUGAGGACUGUCCGAAUCGUGAACUACGCCGGCAUGUAGCCAAUCAGAACAAGGAGUUGUUACAGGCUAAGAAGGCUGAGGAUAACAUGCGGAUAAGGAAGUUAGUUAACUUAGCGAUUAAACAUGAUCCACGCGUUAAUAAGAAGAGUAAGCAACAAGGGCCUAGUACGCCUGUAACGGUUGAUGCCGAUGGGUGGAAGAGUACUGAGAUGGAAGUCUUAACUAAGAUAGCCAAAACUUAUCCUAAAACAACUAGAGGCCGAGUAGACUUGAUUAUUUCCAUGUUCCUCAAGAAGUUCCCUAGCCGUCAGAAACGAGAAGUCUUAGUUAAGCUUCUUAAACUAGAAGCACCACCAAAGAAGACCAGCAAGUAA
Molecule: messenger RNA, 942 nt
Organism: Nematocida homosporus
Lineage: Eukaryota; Fungi; Microsporidia
Product: DnaJ-like protein subfamily C member 2
Exons: 1
Coding region: 1-942 (313 amino acids)
Biological process (GO): regulation of translational fidelity; 'de novo' cotranslational protein folding
Cellular component (GO): cytosol
Molecular function (GO): ribosome binding; Hsp70 protein binding
Source: RefSeq, a predicted model, not a curated record